Molecule: messenger RNA, 784 nt
Organism: Rosa chinensis
Lineage: Eukaryota; Viridiplantae; Streptophyta; Magnoliopsida; Rosales; Rosaceae
Product: c-Myc-binding protein homolog
Exons: 5
Coding region: 132-497 (121 amino acids)
Biological process (GO): regulation of DNA-templated transcription
Cellular component (GO): nucleus
Molecular function (GO): transcription coactivator activity
Source: RefSeq, a predicted model, not a curated record
AAAAAUAAGGUAGGUCCAGACUAAUAAAACAAACAAAGCUCCCCAACCGAAGCAAAGCAGAUUAGCAGCAACACAGAGAAAACAACAACAACAAGAAGAAGAAGGAGGAGGAGGAGGAGAAGGAGAUCACCAUGAUGCACUACAAGGAGGAAAAAGAGGCAAAGAAAGAAGCUUUCAGGAAGUACUUGGAAUCCAGUGGAGUUCUUGAUGCCCUCACCAAAGUUUUGGUUGCAUUGUACGAGCAGAAUGACAAGCCUUCCUCUGCGCUCGAGUUUGUUCAACAAAAGUUAGGAGGUCCAUCUUUGUCCGAGUAUGAAAAGCUACAGGCUGAAUUAUCAGAUCUGCAGAUGAAGUAUAACCAACUUUUCACAGCUUACCAAGAGACCAGUGCAGAGUUGGAGGAACUUAAGAGCUCACAAGCGCAUACAACACAUAAUGAGGCACCAGGUUCUACCAAGGAGACCACUGCUGCGGAGGCCCAAAAGGAAAAGUUGUAGAAGUGUGGUGGAGAAUGUGGUAUAUUGUUAAGCAAAGUGAAACCUUUAUUUCUGGUAAAUAUAACGGCAUUGUUCCCUGGCUGUAGUACUCAUAGUAACGCCAGGAGUUCACAUUGUGUUUACACUCGCAUGUGGUGGUUGUAUGCCUUUGGAGAGAAGAGUUGGUGGUUUUGUUAACUGAUCUGUAGUGAGUCAGUCUGCUAAUUUAAGAUCCUCUAGUGUUGUUCUUUCUUUGAACUUGGCUAUUUGGGAUACUGUGUUGCUGUUUGAAGAUAUAGCUUCAAUUA